UUCACGACUAAAGGCAAUUCAUUUUGUUACAGUUGAGGGGAGAAACGCAUCACCUAUUGCAGUUGGCGCCAUUUGCCGAUGCGGCAAAGCUCGAUCACAUUGUCGACGGAGAAAUUUCUGUGAGAUUUGAUCCAUUGAAUAAUCUAUCAUCAUUGUAUUCAGUGAGCUGAGAUUGGUGGCGGUUCGCCUAAGCUGCUCCGGUAGAUCAAUGAAAUUCUCAGUUUCCUGUAUACAAGAGCCCUAAACAAUGGAGGACCAAAGGCUGUUGGAGAGAGAGAGGCACCAGAUCGAGCAGAUUCUUCAGCUUGAUAAUGAGGAGUUGCAAGUUGAGGAAGUUGACUACCUCCACGACUCCGAUGAUGACGGUGAUGCUAUUAGUAAUGGUCAUGGUGGUACUGAGGCCUUUGCUGAAUUUACUUUCAAUUCCUAUUUGGCAUCUUUGCACACAUAUCUUGGUGAGGUUGAGGAUGCUCAUCACAGAAUGGCUUUCUUGGAUGGUGGUGCCAUCUUGAACCUCCCUGUAUUUUAUCUUGAAGGUGUUGUAUUGUUCCCAGAAGCUACUCUACCUCUCAGGGUGAUACAAUCAAAUUUUAUUGCUGCCAUUGAGAGAGUAUUGACUCACUUUGACACUCCUAAUACCAUAGGUGUGGUUCAUGUCUCAGUGGAUUCUGAUAAUGAAAGACUACGUUUUGCGAAUGUUGGGACAACUGCAGAGAUUCGGCAGUUUCGAAGGUUGGAGGAUGGUUCACUUAAUGUUCUUGCUAGAGGGAAGCAACGUUUUCGUCUUAGACGCCGUUGGAUUGAUGUUGAAGGAGUGCCAUGUGGAGAAGUUCAAAUUAUCCAGGAAGAUUUGCCAUUAAGGACCCCACGGGAUGCUUUUGGAGACUUGGCUCCACGGAGUACUGUUCAGCGGCACAGUCUCUCAUGUGCAUUGGCUUCAUAUACUUCUUGCUCUAGAUCAUUUACGUCCAGGGAUGAGGAUGAUUCUGCCUCUAAUUCAGAAGAAAGCUUUGAACGUGAGCUUUCAUUGAGAGAGAGGAAAAUCCACCAAGCAGCAAUUGAUUCCAGUGAAUCUUGUAGCGAUGAGGAGAUAUCUGGGUCAGAGGCAGAACACCAACAUGCAAUGUCACAUCUAAAUGACUCUGAUUCCGUAGGGUCAAUGCAUUCUGACUGUGAGAAGGAAAAUGAGAAACCUGCCUCUGACAUAGGAAAAAGUUCCACAUCAGCUAGGGAAUCUAGCGAGAGGAAAGAACUCAAAAGAUGUCAAAGAAACUCAAGUUUUAAUCUGAUGCACAGGGCUUCAAAAGCAUUUUGGCCAUAUUGGGUUUAUUCUAUGUAUGAUUCAUAUUGUCUUGCUCAAAAAGCAGCAGCUAUGUGGAAGCAGAUAGUGGGGGUACCGAACAUGGAUGGUUUUGUGAAGAAUCCAGACAUCUUAUCCUUCUAUAUUGCUAGUAAGAUUCCAGUUUCUGAAUCUACUAGACAGGAGCUCUUGGAGAUUGAUGGAAUUUCAUAUAGAUUGCGUCGGGAAAUUGAGUUACUCAAGUCUAUUGAUAUCAUCCAAUGUAAAAAUUGCAAGACAGUUAUAGCCAAACGCAGUGAUAUGUUGGUGAUGUCUACUGAAGGUCCACUCGGUGCUUAUGUGAACCCACAUGGUUAUGUGCAUGAAAUAAUGACUCUUUAUAGAGCAAAUGGCUUAGCACUUAGAGGACGAGCUGAGACAGAAUACAGUUGGUUCCCUGGGUACGCGUGGACGAUCUCAAUCUGUGCAACUUGUGAAACUCAAUUAGGAUGGCUUUUUACUGCCACAAAUAGGAAUCUGAAACCCAGAUCGUUUUGGGGAAUACGAAGCUCCCAGUUAGCUGAUGUCACGCGUUAAUGUGUCGACUUUGGUUAGCAUUUAAAAAAAAAAAAGAAAAGAAAAAUCCUUCUUACGAGUCUGUAGAGAGUGUUCAUGAAAACUUUGCUUCUUUAGAUGAGUGCUUCUGUUGCAAUAGCUUUUAAGAGUUCACGCGAGCAACUGCUCUGCCUCUCCAAUCUAUGUAGACUAUAUUCAUGUGCGACAUGUAAUCUAAUAAAACAGUUUAUUGUAGCAUGAGAAA
Messenger RNA from Benincasa hispida (wax gourd), 2099 nucleotides. RefSeq names its product ATP-dependent protease La (LON) domain protein. Lineage: Eukaryota; Viridiplantae; Streptophyta; Magnoliopsida; Cucurbitales; Cucurbitaceae. Gene Ontology annotation, cellular component: Cul4A-RING E3 ubiquitin ligase complex. The record is from RefSeq and is a predicted model, not a curated record. Gene Ontology annotation, biological process: protein ubiquitination.